Ipomoea nil (Japanese morning glory) is the source of this 3221-nucleotide messenger RNA. RefSeq lists its product as uncharacterized. The record is from RefSeq and is a predicted model, not a curated record. The coding region runs from base 230 to 2809 and encodes 859 amino acids. Lineage: Eukaryota; Viridiplantae; Streptophyta; Magnoliopsida; Solanales; Convolvulaceae. The transcript has 11 exons.
ACGACACUCGAGUACUAUUCCGUAUUACGGAAAUUCCAACUGAAUGUAAGUAGCAGAGUAGUGGUUUCAGUUUGGCCUUUGGCGGUUACCGAACGAAACUGAUGCUUUCCGAAUCGCGACUGAGAUCCAUAUUCCCGGCCGAUUCGCCUUCCCGGAAAACCUCCUUCCUCCGUUUCCCGGCGAGGAUUCAUAUUCAUAUCAAAGGUUGCUGGCAUAAUAUUGUGCAACGAUGAAUUUUCUUUUGAUGCGGUCGAAUCAGACUGCAACUGCAGAACAGCCACCUGCUCAAAAGAUUCAGGCAGAGACUAGUUAUGCAGCAAAGCUGACUAGUACGCUAGGUGGACUGUUUGCAGAAGAUCCAUUGUUACAGAGGAAGUCCUUUGAUCAUGAUGGAGAGGGUGAUGGGCACGGGAAUGAAAAUGGAGUCAACAUUGCUGGAUCACUUGGGAAGGGCAACCACAUUGAGGUUGCUGAAGGUGAAGGAUGGAUAGCAAUUCCAAAGAAUGAGCUUCCUGAUAACUGGAGUGAGACACUAGACACAGUUUCUUUGCGCUCACUAGACCGCUUCUUUGUUUUUCCGGGUGAACAAGUUCACAUGCUAGCAUGCUUGUCAGCUUGUAAGCAGGAUACUGAAAUUAUUACACCAUUUAAAGUUGCUGAACUUAUUAACAAAAAUGUGGCUCGUAAUGUUUCUGAUGGAGCAGAAAUAAAAGAUGGUGAAGAUAUUAAUCAGAAUAGUAAGAAUAACAUGCAGAAAAAUGUUGAACCUCGGAAAGAAGUUUCUGCUAGUGAAUCUCUUCUGAGAAUGAAAGAUUACAAAAGACAGACUGAAUCCCUGUUGCAAAGAUUCAAAAAUUCUCACUUCUUUGCCCGAAUUGCUGGGUCAGAUGAGGCACUAUGGACAAAAAGAAAGGUUAUGGAAGACUCCUAUGCAAUUGAAGAAAAGUUCAUGACUUCAGAUACUAGGAAGAAUACAAAAAAGAAGCUUCCUUUGAAUGCUGCCGUUGACAGGGGCAAUUUUGAUGCCAUCACAUCUGGAGGAGUGGCAAGGAAUGCUGCCAAGUGUUGUGCCCUUCCAAAUGGAGAUAUUGCGGUACUUUUACAGAUAAAUGUUGGUGUUGAAUUUGUGAGGGAUCCUGUGCUGGAAAUUCUUCAGUUUGAGAAAUCUCCGGAUAGAAGUUUGCCUUUUGAGGGUCAGGAAAAUUCAAUAUCUUCAAAUCAUGAUCCUUGUGGUGAGCUCUUAAAGUGGUUGCUUCCUUUGGAUAAUUCUAUUCCUCCUCCAGCACGAUCUAUAGCUCCACCUCAAUUGAAUUCUCCUGCAAGCAUCCGAAGUACAUCUGCAAGGGUCACUUUAUCCGGAUCAACUGGUUCUCAGCUUUUCUCUUUUGGAAACUUCAGAAGUUACUCCAUGUCCUCACUGCCACCAAAUACUUUACCACCACCAUCUACUCCAACAACUAAUUCUGGACCAGGUUUUGAUCCAGAGGAUUGGGAGCGGUUUUCAUUUCGUAAGGCAAUCAAGAGUGAAAAUAGCGGUAGUGGAGGACUUUUAUCAUAUAGAGGUGUAUCAUUGGAGCCUGAAAGAUUUUCUGUUCAUUGUGGUUUGGAAGGGAUCUUUAUACCUGGAAGGAGAUGGAGGAGGAAAAUUGAAAUAAUUCAACCAUUGGAGAUCAACUCUUUUACUACUAACUGCAAUAUAGAUGACCUCAUCUGUGUUCAAAUAAAGAAUGUUGCUCCAGAACAUACACCAGAUGUUGUUAUGUAUUUAGAUGCCAUAUCAAUUGUUUUUGAAGAAGCUUCAAAAAAUGGGCCACCUUUAUCACUACCAAGUGUUUGUAUUGAAGCUGGGAGCGACCACUGUUUACCAAACUUAGCUCUCAGGAAAGGUGAAGAACACUCCUUUAUUCUUAAACCAGCAACUUCGAUGUGGAAAAACUCCAAGGGUAGCAGUGAAAAAAGUCCACCGUUAUCACAUAUUAAUUCUGGAAAUAUAGCAUCUACAAGGCAGAAUUCUUUGAAGGUCAUGGGGAGAAAUAGUGGUUCGCCCACUGAUCAAUAUGCAAUUCUUGUAUCAUGUAGAUGCAAUUAUACUGAGUCUAAGUUAUUCUUCAAGCAGCCUACAAGCUGGCGACCACAAGUCUCCAGGGAUUUGAUGAUCUCUGUUGCAUCUGCAAUGUCAAAACAAACUUUAGGAUCAAAUAACAAAGUGGCUCAGAUUCCAGCACAGGUCCUAACUCUGCAAGCAUCAAAUUUGACAUCUGAAGAUCUAACCAUGACGGUGCUGGCUCCAGCUUCCUUUACUAAUCUGCCUUCUUUGAUGUCACUGAGUUCACCAAAAUCACCAGUAAGCCCAUUUUUUGGCUCUUCUAAAUUAUCAGAAAGAGUGAACAACAGGCAAGUCACUGCUCGGCAGAGUCCCAGCUCAGCAUCCAUGAGUAAAGUACAGGUAUCAGAUGGUCAUAAGAGAUCUGUUUCCUUUCAUGGUCCCAGCUCAGUAUCCGCGAGUAAAGAAGAGGUAUUAGUUCAUAAGAGAUCAGUUUCCUUUAAUGAGCGAGUCAUUGCCAUACCUGAUGUCCAUCCAAGUAGUGAUUUGAGCUGUACACAUUUAUGGUUACAGAGCAGAGUUCCAUUAGGAUGUGUUCCUUCUCAAUCGACAGCGACUGUCAAACUUGAGGUACUUCCCCUUAAGGAUGGCAUAAUCACACUUGAUUCCUUGCAAAUCGAGAUAACAGAGAAAGGUCUCACUUAUAUACCCCAGCAUUCUCUGAAGAUCUAUGCAACUUCAAGCAUUUCCACUGGGAUGCGAUGAUUUUUCAAAUUUUUUACAUCAGUCUCACAUAGACGGCGAAAGAUUCAGAAAUAUAAUCUCUUACGAACUCUCUGCAUUUACCAAUGAUGUUUUCGUAUGCUAGCGUUCUAGAGUGGGCAGAAUUUGUACCACGUCGGAGAUUACAUUAACCUCAGUAAUGAUCUGUGAAUCCAGAUCAGGCUCUCUCUGAAGCAAAGCUAUUGUUUUGGCUCCAGAAUUUUGAUAGGUACUAAAAUAUAAAUAAACAUUUGUUGACCUUUUCUUUCCUCAAUGAUUAUUCUAAUAUGGUUCAGGUAGUUGACAAGGACUGUAAAUGAACUGUCCCAAACCUGGAUCAAGCUUUGAAAUUCUUGUUACUAUUUUUUAUGGAAAAAUAAAUUUUUUUUUACAUAAAUCAAUCAUUUUUUUUCAA